Molecule: messenger RNA, 3629 nt
Organism: Cyclopterus lumpus (lumpfish)
Lineage: Eukaryota; Metazoa; Chordata; Actinopteri; Perciformes; Cyclopteridae
Product: transmembrane protein 266-like
Exons: 11
Coding region: 974-2611 (545 amino acids)
Cellular component (GO): plasma membrane
Molecular function (GO): voltage-gated channel activity
Source: RefSeq, a predicted model, not a curated record
AUAAGAAACGCUCAUGACACGGAGAGGGACGACCUACCAGGCGUAAAGCUAAUAAAAUCAUCUGUGGCCAUAAUCCGCUCUCAAAUUGCCCUCAAUCCGGAACUGAGAGAAUCCACUCCGAGGCUUUUUUCCCCCUUCUUUCUCUCUCUCACACACACACACACACACACGCACACGCACACACACACACGCACACGUCCACCCCACAGACAAUAUUUUUAGACCGCUAUGUCGUGACCGGAGCGAUGCAAAUGUCACACGAUUCAUUGGCUACUGUCAGUCUCCGGCACGAAAACGUCAGUGUUUUGAUGGCGUUUGGAUAAAAUCGUGUUCCCCGACCGCUGCUGCGUGGAACGGGGGAGGGGGGAGGUAGAGAGCCGAGGCUUCGUCGGGCUCGCUUUCAGCACCUUGGACAGCUCCUUUUCGCAGGGUUCCCCGCUGCGCUCGCCGGGGAAACCCUCGGCUGAGGAGCGGAACCUGGAUCCGAGGCAGCACACGCGACCCCUCACCGCUCCACGCCAGGAGGAGACUGCCCUUCUAAGGGUCGUAAUUUGCUCAGUCUGAAUGACACUUAGACACCACAAUGAUCUCGGCGAGUGACAAUGCUUCUUGCCUUUGAGCGCCAGAACCCCCUUUGGCUUUGCACUGAAAUCCAAGCAGCGCAAGUGGGAGCAGCGGCAGCAGCAGCAGUGUUCGUCCAAUGCACAAGUGCUAAGGAUAGCUGCAGCCUACACACACUGCGAGCCUGCUGCUGCUUCACUUACUCUGAUCAUCACCGAGGGAGGCAUUACUAUCAGCAAGGGGGCAGCGGGAGGCACGAUUACCCGUCAACAAUGUAAAUCUCACACAGGUGGAGCAUGAAAGCACCGUCUAUCAGGUGAAAAGGUGAACUGCAGCACUAAAACAGCCAGAACUGAGUGGACACCUUGUGACAACCAUCUCUACAUCUCUCCCCUCUCCAUCAACUAGCAUCAUGGCGAACACUGAGGAAGUGAAGCAGGCCGGUCUGUCGGACUUAGAGAUCAUCUCCCAGCCAGUGGAGGAUGAGAACCAGUACUUGACUCCACCGGUCCAGCUGGUGAGUUUUGGGUACAGAGAUCUGCCCCUUGCAGCUCUUGACCUCUCGCUGGCUGGCUCGCAGCUCCUCUCCAACGCAGAUGAAGAUGAAAACAGGGAAGGGUCCAACUGGCUGAAGCCCUGUUGCGGUCGCCGCGUGGCCCUGUGGCAAGUCUGUAUGCUCAGCGCUGGUUUCAACUGUAUCCUGGUGACCUGUGUCAUCCUGGUGGUUCUUUUCCUGUCUUUGGAGCUGCUGAUAGACACCAAACUUCUACAAUUUUCCAAUGCUUUCCAAUUUGCCAGCAUUAUCCACUGGAUCAGCCUUAUCAUCUUGUCACUCUUCUUUUCAGAGACUGUCUUCAGAAUUGUUGUGCUCGGGAUCUGGGACUACAUAGAGAACAAAGUUGAGGUGUUUGAUGGUGCUGUCAUCGUGCUGUCCCUGGCCCCCAUGGUGGCCUCCACGGUAGCCAACGGGCCCAGCAGCCCCUGGGAUGCCAUCAGCCUCAUCAUCACUCUACGCAUCUGGAGGGUCAAGAGGAUCAUUGACGCUUAUGUGCUACAAGUCAAAGUUGAGAUGGAAUUGGAGAUUCAGCAGUGUGAGAAGACCAAGGCUGUGAGAGAGGAGCAGCUGGAGCGUCUCACUCAGAUCUGCCAGGAACAGGCUUUUGAGAUCAGACAGCUGAGGGCCCAUCUAGCCCAGCAGGACCUGGACCUUGCGGCAGAACGUGAAGCAGCCAUGCAGAUUCAUCAUGUAUGGGGCAAACAGGGCAGGAGUUUUCAGGUUGUAGAAGGCUUGACUCCCGGGGAGUCUGACGAUGAGGGUGGCCAGAGAAACCCCAGGGAGCCUCAUGUCACUGCAGAUCCAGUUGUGCGUGAUGACAUGAACAACUACAUCAGCCAAUACUACAGUGAAGCAAGCAGUGAUGCUGGAGCUUUUGGCUUGGGUGCCCGAGUUAUCACCAUGGCAGCCAUAGAUGUUCACCUCCCCACCAAUCCAAACCCCAUUCAGUCAAACCAGAUGCUUGCAAUGGAGCGGGUGGGAAGCGUGGUAAGUGACAUCUCAACCAGCAUAUCCCGGUCCAGUGGCAGCCUGACGGCUCGCCCACUCAGCCUGAGUAGCCACAACCCGGGUUCAUCUAUGACAGACUGCAGCAGCAGCACAGCUCAGGACCUCUACAGCACCCAUCGCUGCUGUCCUCCAUCCUACUCAGGCCAGGACCCCUGCAGGGACCCCAGCAUGGUGGUGCAGGAGCUACUCUCCUCUCUCUCGGAAGACUCCUGCCUUGCUCAAAAGGGUCUGGAAGUGGACCCUGUCAACCUUAAGCUUCCCAGUCCUACUGGCUCAGAAAAGGCCAGCCCUGAGCUGGACAACAGAAUAAACAUCUUCAACCGCAGAAACCAAGAGGAGAGACGAGGCAGGGGGAGGGGUUGUGUACUGUUGCAGACCAAGCCACUGAUCCACCUGCAGAGCAGCAUCACUGAGCCAUCCCUGGAGGAGAAGUACCGGCUCCUGGGACCAGCUGACACACCUCUGGGGCACAUGCCUGAUACAUAAGCUGCAUUUACAGAAGUAUUUUCUUUGAUUUUACUGCCACCUUGUUUGGCAUAUAUCUGAAAUCUUGUGGCAGGACAAAGCCCAUAAAAUUUUUUUCUGUCGCUGUGUAAUUUCAAUCUUAGCCCAUUCAGAGGAAGCUUGAAAAUUAGCUUCGAGCUAACACUGAUGACUGAUGCUCCUAAACUUCAUGUGUUCAGAAGUGGAAGAAGUAGAAAUGAUAAUAAUAACUCUUGUGCCCUUUGCCAUAAUGUCCAACCUCCCAUGUUCCUCAUUGAUGGAUUUUUUUAAAUCUGAAAUUCCCUGAUAUAGCACAACAACGACUAUACAACCCAGUAUGGGGGGAAGGGCAGCAAUGUGUCAUUGGACACAUUCAUCAUCAGGAAUUCUUACUUUGAAUAGGUCCUAAAUGCACUCAACUUUAAAUGAAUUAAAACCAGCAAGGGGUCAUUCAAGCCUAUACUGAACAAAAACUUUAAUUCUGAACCAUGUUGCAAACCAAGACAUUGUUCGCUGUUCUUAGAAUUUCAAGCAGUUAAUAGGAUUUUUUUCUAUUGCAUUUUUCUUGUUAUUUGGUUUAUUUUAAUUUGUAUUGAUCACAUUUAAGAUAAGACAUGCUGUUCUUUGUUUAAACAGCUACAGGGUACAUAAGACUGGCUUAACUAUACAAACAGCCAAUUUUUGUUAUUACCUAUGCCUUUCUGUCACCUAUUUGUUUGAUUUGAAACAAUGGACCAUCAUCAGUAGUUAUUGAAUAGCAUUUCUGUUCACUUGUUCAAAAAACAUUAGUUGGGUAUAUUUGUGUGGUUGAAAUGAAAAGGUAAGUGACUGGAUGCUUUACAUGAAACUAGAUUGGAGUGCUUGUAGCAUGAAAGACAUGUGCCCAAAAUGGCAAGAAGAUUCUUUGCACUUUAAUGUUUACAGACACUUUUGUAAACUUGAUAUGGAGGAAGUUAUUGCCAAAUGCAGGUGUUGUCAUUUGAAUGAAAAUAGCAAAAAUAAAAAUUAGUAUUUCCUUACC